This is a messenger RNA of Trichoplusia ni (cabbage looper), 3730 nucleotides long. Its product is annotated as lipase 1-like. The record is from RefSeq and is a predicted model, not a curated record. Bases 931 to 2202 code for a protein of 423 amino acids. Gene Ontology annotation, biological process: lipid metabolic process. Gene Ontology annotation, molecular function: hydrolase activity, acting on ester bonds. The transcript has a single exon. Lineage: Eukaryota; Metazoa; Arthropoda; Insecta; Lepidoptera; Noctuidae.
UGUAGGGUUUAUUUCCUUUUUAGUCAAAUAUUAAACAUGUGAAAACAACUGUCGAUCCGUUAUGCUUUCUUGGCCAAAUACUAAACUGAUUUAAGUAUAUUUUGGAUAAAACAACUACUUAAGUAUAAGAUUAAAAAUACACUUAAUACAUGUAAGUAGGGUGCGAAUGUUCUCAAGUAAUGUAACCAAUACUGAAGGCUAUGAUUGAUGACCGUCUACCACGAAUACUCGAUUGUUACUCGGCUGAUUCCGAAGUAUUGGAUCGUUUUAAUACUCGGAAACUGAAACUCACUUCUAAUAUGUGUUAUUUGUAAGGGUUUUUGUGUGCCCCAUGUUGGGCGCCAAUUGGGAUCCAUUUUGUCUGUCAAGCUUAGUCUUAUAAAAACUACGUAAUUAUCGCCUUGGUAACUGUGAGGGGGUUGGGAACAGUUUAAACGCUUUGUUAACUUGACAAGUCGAAUAUUGGCGAUGUUCAAUAAAACCCCUUUUUUUAUUCACCUUUUAUGGGACUGCAUAGAUUCACUCAUGAUUUUAAAUAAUUCACACUAAAUAUUACCAGGCAAAUGGACCAUUAAUAUGCGAAAUAUUUUAUUAGCCACACACACGUAUAAUUGUUAAAACCUAUGAUGCAUUACGUUAAUAUUGUUCAUAUAUCCGUUGGCUGUAAUUAUUAAAAUUGCUUGAAAAUAAAUAAGCAACCGCUUAUUAGUCAGACCUGAUUUAUUAUGUGUGAUCUUUCUGAUUAAUGUGUAAUUCCAAUUAGUAUUAUUAAAUCAUUUAUGUUAUUCAGCAAGCGCGUUAAAUAUAACAGAUAAAUACGAUAGACGGUAAGACACGUGCCGUCUUUUAUUUCUGUCCUAGUCUUUUGAGACCGAAAAUAAUUCUUGCAGGAAGAAUUCGUUAACAUUCCUGGUUUCGUAAAUUUGCGCGAUGAGCUUCGAGGCCUUGAUACUCAAAAUCCUGAGCUUUCUGCUCGUAUCGCCGGCAGCAGACGCCCUGGGGAAUAUGGUACGGACACCAAGGUUACCUAUAAGUCAAAACACCAAGGCAUUCUUGGGAUACCCAGAAGACUCCUUCUUGAAUUUUACGGAGCUAACCAGCAAGUAUGGGUAUCCAUCCGAGGAGCAUACAGUGGUCACAGAGGACGGAUACAUCCUUACCAUGUUCAGGAUCACAAAAACCAGGAACUGCAUCAAGAGCAGGUCUCCGCCAAUACUGCUGAUGCACGGGCUACUGCUAAGUGCACAUGCCUGGAUAGACUCUGGACCAAGCUCUGGACUGGCAUACCUCCUCUCCAAUACCUGUUACGAUGUCUGGGUCGGCAAUGUACGCGGAAACAAUUACGGUCGAAGACAUGUGACCUUAAAUCCAAGCAAAGAUCCAAGAUUCUGGGAUUUCUAUAUCGAAGAGAUUGGAAAAUAUGAUUUACCUGCCUACAUCGACUACAUUUUGGAUUACACAAGAUCUGAAAAAAUUAACUACAUCGGCUACUCUCAGGGAGGUGGAACAUUUUAUGUGAUGUGCUCUGAAAGACCGGGAUACUGCGACAAGGUGCAACUGAUGAUAACCCUGGCUCCAGCGACCAGGCAUUACAACACGCGAGGACCAGGGUUCAGGACCAUAACACAGGCACUAGAAAAGCUGGAAAAACCUUUAUCUUUGUUAGGUCUUUAUGAAGUCUUCGCGAAUGGCGCCAUCACUCAGGAGACCACUGCAUUCUUCUGCCAACUUUCCUACUUGACUGCGAAGCUGUGUGGGGCCAACUUGAACCUCUUCGAGCUGCUGUAUUCCUUGCAUCCUGGUUCUAUCACAAAAUACACUAUAGAAGUUUUGUUUGGGCACUUCCCGGCUGGAACGUCUCUACGGAACAUGGCUCGGUAUGGCCAAAGCAUGAGGAGCAAGAGGUUCCAGAAGUUUGACUACGGGUUGGAGCAGAAUCUGGUGAUGUAUGGAAGUGAACGGCCUCCGGAGUACAACCUCAGUGCUGUGACAGUGCCUGUGGUCUGUUUGUAUGGAAGAAACGAUGGCAUAGUGGACAGCAGAGACGUAGCAUGGCUGGUGUCACAGCUCCCCAACGUGCUGGAGACAAAAAUGGUAGAUGAUCCUCUUUGGAACCAUUUUGAUAUGGCAUACAGUCAGCACACAAGAUAUGCUCUGUUUCCUACAAUUAAUGAAUAUUUGCUUAAAUUUUCUUCCCCAUAACUGUAAGCUUUGAUUGUCUUGACUGUACCGGCCACGCAAGAUGCGAUUUGGUGUUUCCUUUCAAUUGCACUCCAAAUUAUCUAUUUAUCAUUAUAACAAAUGCAGCAUAAGAAAUUUAGCUGUUUCUUGGUAUGAUUGUCGUCAUUAAUAGAAAGUAAAAACAAAAGGAAAAAAUGUAUCAUUGAUUGCCAACAAAAGCUUAGGGAAUCCAGAAUUCAAAUCUACCAACAGCUCAAUUAAUUUUGCACUCUAUAUCAAAAGCAAUAGAGUUAAUUUCACUAUCAGUGAAUAUCUACUUCCCUGUAAUCCUCUGUCACACAAUCCGUCUAUAUCCCGUAUUAUGACGUCAGGACAUAAUAUGACGUCAUAGAGAGCUUCUGGUACUUAGUCCUCUUAUGAGCAAGCAGCUUAAAGGCAAUAAUGUACCGAGGCUCUGACAUCAGGUUGUGAGCUAAGUCGGUAUUAUGAACUACGGAAUAUUACAAGUUUAAAUAUAUUUCAAGGCACCGUUGAACGUACCCUAUUAUUAUAUGGUAUUAUACUCAUGUAAAGGAGUACAUUGUGUAUUAUUUUCUGCACCUAUUAUGUUAGCCUAUAGAUAAAUUGGUCAGAUUACUUUUUAUUUAUUUAUGAACUUUGCCGAUUAAAAAAGCUAUGGUCAGAUUACAAAAUUUCAAGUUUUCACCGGUUUUCAAUGGCAAUAACACAAUUAAAAAAGUAUUCGAAUCAAAUAACUAGUUAUCAUUUCCAAAAACAUUCCAUUAAUUUUAAGAAGUAUUUCUGAUCAAUAAAUUUUAUCCAAUCUUGACAUUAUUAUUUCAAGCUUUUUUACUUUCGCUUGUCGUUUUGGCCGUAGUCUGUUCGUCUUUCCGUCUGUGUUGACAGACACUAGGUCUUGGCUGAUGAGCCACGAUAGCACACAGUUGAAUGUUUCAGAGAUGGCAUUUUUCUGUUGCCUCUGAUAAAAAUCGAGGCUGCAAAUCAGAUAUGGCCAUAUAUUUAAGCGGUUCUAAUGUCUUUAUAUUUAGCCACUGCAUUUAUACUUGACCUGUUUAUAUACAAACACGCUUAAUAACUCCGCAAAACAGAUGACUAUUAAAACCUCUCACCUUAUACUUGCGACCAAGAAAACAUUAGUAGCAUUCAUUAAAUUAGUUAUGAGCAGAAGGCGAUCUUGAUCGAUGAGUGUUCCUUCGGCGUUACUUCCGAGUUGGUGGCGCACGUGGCGACGACCAAAUAUUGGGAACAUUUGGUCCGUUGUUAUCAACACGUUUGUUUGAGAAGCUGUGGGUGGAGUCAUUAGGGUAAUGCUUUGGCUAUUCUGGGUAAGAAACUUAAACGUUGUUAGGAGUUUUAUGCAUUUAUUUAUUUGGAUUUCCAACAAGAAGAACACGAUACAGGCAUAUUUGCAACCAUAGCAUUAAUAAUAUUCUAUGAUUUUUAUCUAAUAGGAAAUCACAUCAUGCGCAGUAACAAACCCGAACACUAUUCAAUUUGAGUUGAAAUAACCAUUUUUUUUUAAGAAACU